Molecule: messenger RNA, 1215 nt
Organism: Symbiodinium natans
Lineage: Eukaryota; Dinophyceae; Suessiales; Symbiodiniaceae
Source: the annotation of a GenBank genome assembly
AUGGCUGGUCGCUCUGAUGGCAUUCUGCUUGCCCUGUGCCUGGCAUGGGCUUGCCGUGUUUUGGCCGAGCCAGCGCAGGAGAAGCAUGUGAUGACUGAGGCAGCGGAGAGAGCCGGCGCAGUGUGCCUUGAUGGCACGCCUCCAGUCUACUAUCUCCGACGAGGCUUUGGCGCCGGCGUGAACAAGUGGUAUGUUCACCACCAGGGAGGCGGCUGGUGCGAGUCGCUGGACGACUGCGUAGGCCGCUCUCGGACGGCUCUUGGUUCAUCCUCCUCAUACCCAGCCAGCGUUGGCUUGGAAGCUGGCUACUUCUCAGCGAAUGCGUCGGUCAACCCAAUGAUGUACAACUGGAACAUUGUCUUCAUGAUGUACUGUGAUGGUGCCAGCUUCAGCGGGGACAAUGCCACAGUCACGGUGCACAAUGGCACCCAGUUGCAUUUCCGAGGGCGACGUAUUCGUGAAGCUUUUGCGCAGGACCUCCUUCACAACCAGGGCCUGGCGAAUGCGAGUGACUUGAUCGUGUCGGGGUGCAGUGCCGGUGGUCUGGCAACAUAUCUUCACGUCGACCAAUGGUGCGACUCGCUCCAUGAAGCCCAGCCUUCUGCGAAAUGUGCUGGCCUUCCAGACAGCGGGUUUUUCAUCGACUACCAGGACCCACAGGUACGCUGCUCCCCAGACAGCUCAGCGCCCUCGGUGCCGGGGGCUUUGGGAACUACCAUCAAUGGCGACUACCACUGCGGUUUGUGGUGGACCUUUCACAUUCAGAAUGCCAGCUCUGGCGUCAAUCAACGUUGCCUUGAGCAGCAUGUGAAGGAGGAGUGGAGGUGCAUGUUUGCAGAGUACGCGGCAGAGUUCCUUCGAACGCCAGUCUUUGCCUUGCAGUCCAUGUAUGACUCAUGGCAGACAACCCACGUGCAGGGGACCGGCGGCGUCAGCAAGACGGCAAUCCUCGGCAUGAACAUCACUGAACGUCUCAAGAACAAGUUGCUCGGCAAGAACCCCGAGUCCGGUGCCUUCUUGGACAGUUGCUUGCACCACUGUGGUGCCUGGAACUCCAUUCGCAUUGAGGGAGACUUGGUGGCCACUGCGGUGGAGAGGUGGUACUCCGGACUGGGACGUGCCGGGAGCAAGCGCCUGUGGAACCAGAACAGAAGCUACCCAUGCCGUGACUGCUGCCAGCCAGAUGCAGAUCCGGCUCCGCUCCUGGUUGUGUGA